AUGAAUACUUAUAAAAAGCCUCUUAAUAACAUUGAGUCACUCAGAAACCAGAUUCAAUAAUUGCAAUUAGACCUUACAAAAUAAAAAUAAAACAUUAUUAGCAAAAUUUAUGGAAAUCGCAGCUUCGAAACAACCCCCACGAUGAACUAAGAAGAAAACUACAAGUCUGCACUAUUUUCAAAUAAAAUCUCAAAGAGAUAAGACACACAAUUGCAUUAGGAUUGGAAUAUCUACAAAUCGAAAUAAAUUGAAAGAGAUAAUUGGAGAAUGAAAAAAAGAAAAAAUUAGAUUAGCUUUUUCAGGGUAUUGAGUGCCGACCUAUUACGAGAGUACCAACUCAAGAAGCAGUAAGUCAAUGAGGAAUUUGAUGCAAAGAUGAAAUACGUUCAGAAUGAGCUUCAAAAACAAGAUUAAUUAAAUAAAUCAUUGGAAUAAGAAUAAUAAAAAAAAUUAGUGAGUAGCUUUCGUAAAAAUUCAAACAAAGAGAAAUUGAAGGUUCGUUUUUAAGGUGAUUACUAUGUUCGAGCAAGAACAGAGCAUUGA
Messenger RNA from Paramecium tetraurelia, 543 nucleotides. RefSeq lists its product as uncharacterized. The record is from RefSeq and is a predicted model, not a curated record. The transcript has 4 exons. Lineage: Eukaryota; Ciliophora; Oligohymenophorea; Peniculida; Parameciidae.